AUGUCUGGACAGAAGAUCAAAGGAACUAAAUCUUUUCUCGACGGUAAAAUGAAAUGGUUUCGAGGAGCGAGCUGCACGCUCGAGCAGAGCGCGUGCUGUGACCGCUGCACCCUCGCACGCUCUCCAGCGGACGAGUGUCCUCAGGAGACAAGUGGUCGCGAGUCGCGCGGCAAAGCCUGUUCUUUUCAGUUGUCGAGGGCGCCAGAUGCCUCCACGCGCCCCGCCGAAUCGGAGGGCGUUGCCCCUGCUGCUUAUGCAGCACACGCUACGCGCCGACAGGAAGCUGUGAGGCAGUUUCACUGCCAGCGUCGGCAUGCUGAGCAAGCAGUGCGUUUAUUAAUGCAAGACUGUGUGAUAGCGGUACCUACUGACACUGUGUACGGUCUGGCAGGUGUUGUUCAGAGUGAAGAUGCUGUUGAAAAACUGUACAAAAUAAAACCCAUUUUAAAACGUCGGGAUGCAGCGAAACCAAUUGCGAUCUGUGUUAGUUGUAUCAGCAAAAUGGAAAAGUGGGCAGACACAAGCAUUCUUGCUCCUGCCCUCUUACAGUGUAUUCUUCCAGGACCUUUUACAAUCGUCCUCAAAAGAUCAAAAACUUUAAAUGCUAAAUUCAAUCCUGGAAUCCCGAACAUCGGUAUACGCAUUCCACAAGACAGAUUUAUAGUUGAAGUUGUAAAAAAGUUCGGAGAACGUAUUGCUCUUACUAGUGCAAAUAGCAGUGGAAAACAGAGUGCAAUUGCAGUAGAAGAAUUCUCUCACUUGUGGCAAUAUGUAGAUACAGUUUUUGAUGCUGGCAAAAAUCCACAAGAAAUCCGCACUGGCUCUACAGUUGUAGAUUUAAGUGGACACGGUAGUUUUAAAAUAAUCAGAGCAGGUUUAUUAUGUGAUGCCCUGAGGCAUAAGCUAUUUCAGUUUAAAUUAUUGGAACGCGGCGGCAUCGGCGGCGUCCGGCUGCCGGCGGCGCAUAAUGGCGACCGCGCCAGGACGCGACAGGGGUGGGCCGCCGCCGCCGCCGCUGCCGGGGCCACCCGGAAUUAA
Messenger RNA from Schistocerca cancellata (South American locust), 1038 nucleotides. RefSeq names its product threonylcarbamoyl-AMP synthase-like. NCBI's taxonomy places the organism in Eukaryota, Metazoa, Arthropoda, Insecta, Orthoptera, Acrididae. Gene Ontology annotation, molecular function: tRNA binding; nucleotidyltransferase activity; double-stranded RNA binding. The transcript has 4 exons. Gene Ontology annotation, biological process: regulation of translational fidelity. The record is from RefSeq and is a predicted model, not a curated record. Gene Ontology annotation, cellular component: cytoplasm. The coding region runs from base 1 to 1038 and encodes 345 amino acids.